AUGGACCUUUGGCUUCGGUUACUUUACUUCCUGCCAGUGUCUGGGGCCCUGAGGGUCCUCCCAGAAGUACAGCUGGAUGUAGAGUGGGGUGGAUCCAUUAUCAUCAAAUGCCCACUCCCUCAACUACAUGUGAGGAUGUAUCUGUGUCGGCAGAUGGUCAACCCUGGGUUAUGCACCACUGUGGUGUCCAACAACUUUGUCAGGAAGGACUAUGAAAGGCGAGUCACCCUGAAGCCAUGCUUGGAUAAGAAGCUAUUCCUAGUAGAGAUGACACGGCUGACAGAAAAUGACAAUGGAGUCUAUGCCUGUGGUGUGGGCACGAACACGGACCGAGGCAAGACCCAGAAAAUCACCCUGAAUGUCCAUAACGAAUACCCAGAACCAUUCUGGGAAGAUGAAUGGACAUCUGAGCCACCAAGAUGGUUGCACAGAUUUCUGCAGCAUCAGAUGCCCUGGCUCCACAGGGGUGAACAUGCCAGCUCUUCUGGAGUUAUAGCCAAAGUUACCACACCAACUCCGAAGACUGAGGCCCCUCCAGUUCACCAGCCCUCCAGCAUCACUUCAGUAACCCAACAUCCUAGAGUUUACAGGGCAUUUUCUAUAUCAGCUACCAAGUCCCCGGCGCUCCUGCCAGCUACCAAGUCCCCGGCGCUCCUGCUAGCUACUACAGCCUCAAAGACUUCCACUCAGCAAGCCAUCAGGCCCCUAGAGGCCAGCUAUAGCCACCACACCAGACUUCAUGGGCAAAGGACACUCCACCACGGCCCACACUAUGGGAGAGAAGACCGAGGGCUUCACAUCCCCAUCCCAGAAUUUCACAUCCUGAUCCCGACCUUCCUGGGCUUUCUCUUGCUGGUUCUUUUGGGAUUGGUGGUAAAAAGAGCCAUUCAAAGGAGGAGAGCCUCCUCCAGACGCACAGGGCGACUGGCGAUGAGGAGGCGAGGCCAGGGGGCUUCCCGCCCGUUCCCCACACAGCGCCGGGAUGCCCCGCAGAGGCCGCGCUCGCAGAACAACGUCUACAGCGCCUGCCCCCGGCGCGCACGGGGACCGGACAGCGUGGGUCCAGCGGAGGCUCCUCUCCUCAAUGCCCCAGCCUCAGUGUGCCCCUCGCCGCAGGUACUUGAAGCUCCUUGGCCCCACGCCCCAUCUCUGAAGAUGAACUGUGAAUACGUGAGCUUGGGCUACCAGCCUGCUGUCAACCCGGAAGACCCUGAUUCAGACGAUUACAUCAAUAUUCCUGGUCCAUCUCAUCUCCCUAGCUGUGCCCCAGGGCCCAGAUCUUCAUGUCAAUGA
Molecule: messenger RNA, 1293 nt
Organism: Mus pahari (shrew mouse)
Lineage: Eukaryota; Metazoa; Chordata; Mammalia; Rodentia; Muridae
Gene: Fcmr
Product: Fc fragment of IgM receptor
Exons: 8
Coding region: 1-1293 (430 amino acids)
Cellular component (GO): plasma membrane
Molecular function (GO): transmembrane signaling receptor activity
Source: RefSeq, a predicted model, not a curated record